CAUGAGCAUCAUCAUGUCUGUCUCUGCUCUGCUCUCAGCUCUGCUGCUGCUGGCCUCCACAGCCUCAGCCGCACACUUCUAUGGAGGAUCAAUGACCUUCGACCCAAGAAAGAAUCCUGAUGGAUCCUAUAGGGUGGAUAUUCGCUUUAAGGAGGCCUAUCACAGCUGCUCUAUGGGUGAUUCCUGGUCUUGCGGAUCUGGAAAUUGUGGCAGUAGAAGCACUUAUGUGAGCGGUCGUUUGGACAACAGUCCCAAUGGUGGUGGCUGGUGCCAGACUGAGGGUGUGAUGACAAGAACCGUCUCCAACAACAGCCCAUUUCAGCUGCACAAAAGUAGUUGCUGCUGGAUCUAUAACACAGUUUCAAAUGGUGGAAACUGGAGACUUCUCACACAUAUUGACCUUGGAGAGAGAUCUGACACCUCUAAACCCAACAGAUCUCCAGUCGCCACCACACUUCCCAUUGUAAGAGUUCCUCAGAAUUGCAUCAGGAACUACAAUCUUCUGUCCUGUGAUCCAGAUCAUGACCAGGUCAGGUGCAGAUAUGGACUUUCUUCUGGAAAUGAGUGUGGAAUGUGCAACCAACAUGCUGGAUUCACUUUGGACCAGAGCACCUGUACUCUGUCAUAUUCCAAUGCUUCAAGAGGUGUUUAUGCAUUUGAGCUGGUCAUGGAGGACUAUCCCACCCAGAUCAUAACUCUAAACUACACUGCCAUGGCCGCGGCGGUCAGAUCCCCCUUUGUUAAUGCAUACUCCAAUCCACCAUUGAGCAAAAUACCUCUCCAGUUUUCCCUAGAAGUGGAGGAUCCUGCACCAUCUUGCACUGAGGGGGAAUAUCUACCUCGGUUCCUCCACCCAACACCUCACCAUGGAGAACAUCUAGAGGCUCAUGUCAAUCAAGAGUUGGAGUUUAGAGUAAAGGCUACUGCUACCUUCUCAAGCAUCACUGAUGUGGUCUUUAGUGGACCUCUGAACAGCACAAAGGAGACCACCACCACUGGGGAGUAUGUGAUCAACUGGACACCAACGUCAGAGAAUUAUGGCCAACAUUUUCCAAUUUGCUUCAUUGCAGAGGGCCAAAAUGGGUCUCGGAACUAUCAAUCUGAGAUGAGAUGUGUUAUUGUUGUGGUGAAGGCUGAAGGUCCAAGAGCACAAGUGACUUGCACUAAGGACACAAUGUCAGUGUCAAUAGAAAGAGUCACUAUUUCAGAUAUUCAUGGAGAUCACUUGCGGCUGAACAACAAUGAUUCCUGUCCCGUUUCUUCCAAUACCACGCAUGUGUUUACAACUUUCGCUCUAAAUGGAUGUGGUACUCAAAUGGAAGAGACUGAUGAACAUCUCCUCUUCAAGAACACAAUUGUUACCUUCGAUAAUCCAAACCACAUCAUAACCAGGAAAAAUGAAAUCGAAAUUGAAGUCAUGUGCAAGUACCAGAAAAAGAGCAGCAUCACCACAAGGUUUGAUGCUCACAGACCAGCUGUCAACUUCACCGAGAGAGGUUUCGGCUCAUUCAGCUAUCAGUUUGAGUUUUAUCAGUCUGACGGUUUCAGAAACAUAAGAGAUCCCAACAGCUACCCACUGGAGUAUAAUGUGGGACAGACCAUCUACAUGGAAAUUGCCCCAGUCAAUGUGCAAAACACUGAGGUCUUCCUUGAGUCCUGUGUAGCUACACCCUAUGAUAAUCCCAAUUUUCCCAUCUCCUAUCCCAUCAUCACAAAUGGAUGCGGGGUUGAUGAAACUGUCAACAUAUAUACGAGACACCAGUCCAAUGUCAAGUUCAGUAUGGAGGCCUUCAAAUUUAUUGGACAAUAUGACCAGGUGUUCAUCAGCUGCUCCAUUAUCAUCUGUCAAGCCAACAAUCCCAACACACGCUGUGCUCAGGGCUGCACCAACGGCACACAAGUCGCACCAUCCUCACACGUUCACAAAAGAGAAGCUGCCAUUCAGACCGGAAGCCACUUCGUCUCACAGGGACCCCUGCGGCUGAGGAGGAGCGCAUCACUUACUGAGGCCAUCAGCCCAAGCCUGAACCUGAACCUUGUUUUUGUGGCUGGAUGUGUCAUGGCAGUAGUUGCCAUGGUGUGUGGAAUGAUGGUCUACAAAUCCAGGGGAUCAAAAUACCAACUUCUGAAAUCAGAUGAGAUUUGAUCAGACGAGUUAAAACUACAAUGAAUUCAUGGCAGCCAGCUAAUUAACAUAUUUUGGUGGGAUGUCUAUCUAUGGUUUCUGCCUUUUCUGGCUUGGUAACACUGUAACAAAAACAUCUGUUCUGUCUGCAUGAAUGUAACCACUGCUUCUAGGCACUAGUGUAUGUUCUGCAGAAUUUGGUGCAGAUUUAAAACCAGCGUAAAAUUUAUGUAAUUGUUAAGUAUGGAUGAGGGAUGGAUUAUAUACUAUUAUAUUUCACUGUUUAAUAAGUGUCUCUUUGGGCCACUGCUUGGUGUGUUUACAUGGAUUGUAAGGUUUACUUUUAGUUAUCUCUUAUCUUAAUAACAUUUAUACAGCCUAAGAGUUAUGACUGUAACAUAAGCCUUAGUGUACUUGUCAUUUAAAUGGAGUCAGAUACAAUUAAACUAUAUGGCUAAUUACUGCUAAACAUGUCAAAGACAAGCUUUAGGCUAAACAUUUUCUGAAUACCACCAUGUCACACAACUUCCACAUAAGGCUUCAUACUUUUAGGUUUCAUACUGCUUUUUGUUUCUUACUGUCUGGCACUGUGCCUUGUAGAACGUGGGAUUAAUACUUGAAGCACUUCAAAAAAGCCUUCAAAAAGUUGUUUCUACUAAUCACAAUAAAGUUUAAAGAAUUGUUUCAGAUAAUUUG
Messenger RNA from Onychostoma macrolepis, 2821 nucleotides. Its product is annotated as CUB and zona pellucida-like domain-containing protein 1. The transcript has 13 exons. Bases 2 to 2146 code for a protein of 714 amino acids. The record is from RefSeq and is a predicted model, not a curated record. NCBI's taxonomy places the organism in Eukaryota, Metazoa, Chordata, Actinopteri, Cypriniformes, Cyprinidae.